Messenger RNA from Fundulus heteroclitus (mummichog), 4275 nucleotides. It is a transcript of the gene xrra1, whose product is annotated as X-ray radiation resistance associated 1. The record is from RefSeq and is a predicted model, not a curated record. The transcript is spliced from 16 exons. Gene Ontology annotation, cellular component: nucleus. Gene Ontology annotation, molecular function: protein binding. NCBI's taxonomy places the organism in Eukaryota, Metazoa, Chordata, Actinopteri, Cyprinodontiformes, Fundulidae. Bases 443 to 2281 code for a protein of 612 amino acids.
CUGUUGCUGUUGUGAACGGAGAGGAGGCGACGUUUAAACGUUGCGAACGAUGACAGCACAACCUCCAUAUAGCCUUUGCCUCGCCUUGUCAACAGUGAUUCUGUACAUCUUAGCUAAGCCAUUAUAAACAAAAGUGUAUCAAAGAGGAAAUUGAUAAACUAAAUCAAAUUUGACGCAAGAAGAGUGGUAGUUCACGUCAGGUUGACGAGGCAGGGUUCUAUCUUACCAAUGCAGCUGCUCUUUGAUCAGUCUCGCUUUCAGCUUUUGAACGUCUCUCGCUACCGCCACCUGCCGGAUGAGAGGACUUGUGCUCCCCUUUCAGUCUGUUGCUAGGAGACAGAGCGCUGCGCUGUUGCUCGGGAUCAGGUAUACUGAAGCAGUCAGUGGAUUUUGGAAAUGUAAAAACAGGCGUAAAAAUGUUGUUUGACGACAGGAAAACGGGAUGACUUCAGAGGCUCCCGCUAUCCGCGAUAGGCAGAGUUUUCUGAACACAUAUUUUCCAGCCAGGAGAUCACAGAGAGGAAUGAAAAAAGAUGCUGCUCGCUUGCUUUUGGCUGACAGGAAACCAGAGCAGCGGAAGAACAUGAAAAUGCAGAGAAGGAUGACGGAGACUCAUAGGGAAGGUGAACACACAGAGGCUGCUACUCCAGGUGGGAUCACAUUAGAUGGACGCUUCUUGCUCCAGUUACACUGUGUCGACGAGCCGUCUCAGCUCUGCUCUGUCGACAUCAGUGAGCAGAAACUGAAUUCUGUCGAGCCAGAAGAGCUCAAGGCCUUUGAAAACGUGGCCUACGUCGACGCGUCCGAUAACUUCCUCUCUUUAGGCUUACUCGGCUGUUUCGCAUCUUUGAGAGAACUCAAUCUGUCUUUAAACAGAAUCAGCAGCCUGGUGUUUGAUGCUGCCCAGUUCCACCACUUAGAGGUAUUAGAUUUGUCCUACAACCGUUUACCAUCUAAGGACUUGCCAUCCCUCGGUCAGAUCCCACGUCUUAAAACUCUUCAUCUGACUGGAAACCGGCUCCGCGGUCUUCCUCCCAACUUCGGAGGCCCGCACAGUGACCAGUCUCAUCCGCCGUCUGAAGACGGAGCCAAACAGUUCGAAGCUCUCGAAGCCCUGAUGCUCGACGACAACAGACUGACCUCUGGGGUCUUUCACAGCCUUAGAAACCUUCAGAGGCUGAAGCAUCUGAACCUACAGGGGAACCGUAUUUCUGAAAUACCUCGUAUGGGAGCGGGGGAGAGUUCAAAACCUGGGCCGAUAUCUGCUUUGAGGCAAGGCGAAGAGGAAGCCCACGCUGAGUCUAAAAUCAACCCCUAUUUUAAAGUUGUGGGUUCCUUUGCCGCAGACAGGGUGGACGGCUGCGGGGGUUCCAGUCUCUUCCUGCCUAAGCUUCAACGCCUCAGCCUCGGUGACAACCAGAUCGCCUCUGAGGAAGCUCUGGUUCCUGCCGCUCUUUUCCCGAAGCUUUGUGAAUUAGACAUUCACGGCAAUCCUUUAAUCAGACAGAAGAGAGGAGACACGCCUUUACUCACCUAUAACCUCCAAGAGAGACUUGGGAUAAAGAUAAGGACAACGAUGGCUGAAGAUUUUGUGAUGAUUGAGGAAAACUACCCAAAGCUGCCACAGAGGCCACUUAUACUGGAUGUAAUGCGUGUGAACAAAAGUAGGCGGAGAGAUCAGAGAACAAUACGAUCUGUGGACAAGACUAAAAACAAAUGUCAGCAAAAUGCAAAGCGCUUCUUUAUUACUCAGGCAGAAGAUGAAGCCGAGCUUCAGCUUGAUUCUUCACCUACUCAGACAGAACCUGCACAGAACAAACCGGGGAACAGAACCGGUCCAGGACAAUCCACGGGCUACGACCUGAUAAUGGACGCAAAACCAGUGCCCUAUAUCGGAAUUCAAACAGCUGUUUGGAUGCUGGAGCGAGCACUGAGGAAUCCGAACGUCUACAGAGACUCCAAACCAAGACUUGAUAGCAUCCAGACACCACACAGAGAACUGAAAAAGAGGAUAAAGGAGCUGCCGCCUCUGAGACCGAUAAAGCAGCCGUCUCAAAGGGCUGAGGAACUGAUCAAGGAAAUAGAAGGGAGGACGACGGUAAAAGUUGUGGACUUGGGCAGUGCCAUACGCAGCAGAGACGUUAAUAGGGAGGAUUAUAAGGAGGCUCUGUUUCUGCUGAGGGAUAUGAAGAAAAAGCACAAGAUGGUCCAUGAGAAAACAAUGGAGCAAGAAGCCAGAGUUCAGGUGGAGCAACACAGAGCCGAACCUCCGCCUCUGUAGAUGCGGCCUCCUGCAGGAGCUUCGGCGGCCCUCAUUUUGAGGAGAGCUCCACCCUGAUGGUGUCGCCAUGUGUGGAGCGGGUGAAAAUAAACCUCAUGUCAAAGAGUCGAGUGUUUGUUGAAGCAGGAUUUGACAACAAAGACAGAUUCCUCACGGCUAACAAAGAACACGGUGAAGCCGUACAGUAGUAUGGAGCUUCAGCUGAAGCUGUAGAGACGAGUCUGCAGUUGUGACUUCAUCUGCCGAAAAUGUAUUUAGCUGUCUUCUUCUGACGGUUCCGGACAGCUGCCUGCACCACGGCUGCAACCGCAGAGAAGCCACCAAACAGACAUCCUAAACACAAAGCAGUACUCACUUAAGUACACUAAAAAGGUAGUUAUUUAUCUUUCAACCAAAAAGUUGUUUUUUUUUUAUCUGUUUUUUUUUUUUUUUGCAUUUGGAGCAAUAUUUUUAACCUUUGACCUCUUCUGUCUCAUACCAUACGUUAAAAAGAAACUCAUAGAAAGCAGGGAAGCUUUUUCCUCCGAGGUCUGCAGACCCAAUCAAGAUUAUUUUAAUCUGGUAUUUGUUAUGAUUAUAAUGUCUUGUCGGUUGUACGUUAUACUCCAGCCUAAUUAUUCAUAGCCCGUUUUAGCCGAACGGAGCGCACAGAUGCCUUGGAGCUGGAAGCGGUUGAGACUUUGAACAGACCUCUGCGCAGCUCAGUAUGAUUUAUGAUCCACAUUACCGAAAACAAUUCCACUUUGGGUUCUAGAAAAUUAACAAAGACGCCUUACGACUACAAAAACCUCAAACCUCAUGUGUCUGAUUAUAACAGGGCUUUAUUGCGGCUAUCUUAAUUUUCCAGUCGUGUUCUGCUCUCACUGUUCUUUCACUGUUUGAUUUCACAGCUCUGUUGCUCAUAUGAUUCCCAUUAUUUGUCUUCUGAGCAGCUUGCAGAUGUGGAAUGCACAUCCAACCUCAGCGGGAUAAAUCAGUCGUCAGUCGUCAGGGUAUUUCAAGCGGGGCUUUGCAUGUAUGCGUUCAUAUUGGGAUAUUUAGCUUCCUGGGUUUGCAGUGAAUGAUAAAUGACUAAUGUAUGCCAAACAGCGAGUGAACUGCUUAAUGUGAACAACUGCAACAAAUACCAGCUACUUUACAGUAAAAGGUAGCGUUCGUUACAACAGUGAGUUUUAUUAGUUACAAUCCGAUUGGUCUCAAAACUUGUCAUUUAAAUUGAUUCUUCGAAUUCUUUCAUCUUUUCUUCUGACUUAACCACAGAACUUAAAAAUUAAAAAGAUAUCAUACAUUUAUUAGGGGGGAAAAAAUCUACCUGAAAACACGAUCCAAUCUGUUCUAUUUAAUUUCUACUCACUACUAAUGAAUUAGAAACUAAAGAAAAUAAGGACCUAAAUUUCUUACCAGGACAAAUGAUUAAAAUGUGGCACCAUGCACUGUUUAUUGAGGAUGAAUUAAAUUAAGCAAACAAUAAAAGCUGAUAAAAGAUCCAACUAUUGUCAAAAGUCACUUUGCAUCUCUGAUGUUGAGAAGGUGACCGGCUUCAACCUAAUCUUACCACCAUGGUAAUCUUUCAUCAUGUAGGACAGAUUUCUUUUUCUGCACAGGAUUUUUGAAUGUCUGGAGGCUCCUCAGUUUUGGACUUUGGGUGAUGCAUUUCAAAAGUUAAUGAAGGUUGAUGAAGUUGUGAUGAAACCACAACAGUACCAUAGAGCUUAACACAAAAAUAGAUGACUUGGAUUAGCCUACAAAGGGCAACAAAAAUGAAUUGCAACGUAGUCACCAAAAAGUGAUCAAGCCUUGAGACUGGGUCUGGUCCAGAGUCUUUUGUGGACAAAAAUUUCCUGAGAGGUCAGUUGGGUCUUUCUCCCAUCACAUCACAGCUUCUUGGCAGCAUCAGCAUCCAUAACAAGCGACUUACUAGUCAAUUCAACUUUCGAACUGUGGCAAAAAUCUGCUCGUAUUGCCAAAAUUAGAUUUUUUUCCUAAUAUGUGAG